Messenger RNA from Glycine soja, 3825 nucleotides. RefSeq names its product receptor-like protein EIX2. Gene Ontology annotation, molecular function: protein binding. The record is from RefSeq and is a predicted model, not a curated record. Lineage: Eukaryota; Viridiplantae; Streptophyta; Magnoliopsida; Fabales; Fabaceae. The transcript has 2 exons. Bases 167 to 3442 code for a protein of 1091 amino acids.
GAGGGUGUAGAAAUUAAGCCUUUCGUACAAUUAUACCAACUACAUUAAUCCUGUUGCUGUGUUUUCAAUACAUCGCAAAUAAUAAUUCGAAGUGUUUUGUGUUGUUCUUCUACUCUUAUCAGAGUUUAUAGCAUAUAUAGCAGAAAUUACAUAUCUGGAAAUUGUAAUGGGCAGUCACUUUCUCAAAAUUUUGUUUGCAGUGUUAGUAUCCCUUCUUGGAUUCAACUGGCCAGCACAGAGUUCACAUGUGAAAUGCAUAGAGAAGGAGAGGCAGGCACUACUCAACUUCAAACAAGGCCUCAUAGAUCACUCUAGCAUGCUGUCCACAUGGAGGGAUGAUGACAGUAACAAAGAUUGCUGCAAUUGGAGAGGCAUUGAAUGCAACAAUGAAACAGGUCACGUACAAAUACUCAAUCUUCAUGGUUCGAAUACGCAUUUUUUGACUGGUCUAAUCGAUCUCACUUCUUUGAUUUACUUGCAAAAUAUGGAGUAUUUGGAUCUCAGUUCGAAUUAUGAUUCCAAUAAAAGUAAACUCCCUGAACACCUGGGCUCUUUCAGAAGCUUAAGAUAUCUGAAUCUAUCAUAUAUGAAUUUUGAUGGGGAGAUUCCUUGUGAAAUAGGAAAUCUCUCAAAGUUGGAGUAUCUUGAUCUUAAAGUAAGUUCUCUCCGGGGACCAAUCCCUUCUCAGCUAGGGAAGCUUACAUGUUUACGAUAUCUAGAUUUAAAGGGCAAUUAUGAUCUCCAUGGAGAAAUCCCUUAUCAAAUUGGGAAUCUCUCACUGUUGAGGUAUCUUGAUCUUGGGUUUACUUCACUUUCCAAAGCAAUCCCUUUCCAUGUUGGGAAUCUUCCUAUCUUGCAUACUCUUAGACUUGCUGGCAGUUUUGAUCUUAUGGUUAACGAUGCUAAGUGGCUAUCUUCUCUCUCUUCCUUAACAAAUUUUGGCCUGGAUUCAAUGCCAAAUCUUGGCUCCUCUGGUCACUGGCAACAAAUGAUUGCUGAGCUUAUUCCAAACUUAAGAGAGCUGAGACUAGUUCGUUGUAGUCUUUCUGAUCAUGAUAUUUCAUCGUUGUUUCGUUCUCAUUCCAACCUUUCCACUUCUCUUUCCAUCCUUGACCUCUCUGAUAAUAUCCUGACAUCAUCAACAUUUCAAUUGUUGUUCAACUAUAGUCAUAAUCUCCAAGAGCUUCGUCUUCGUGGUAAUAAUAUUGAUUUGUCGUCUCCUCACUAUCCAAACUUUCCCUCCCUUGUGGUCCUUGAUCUCGCUGUUAAUGACCUGACAUCAUCAAUAAUUAUAGGAAAUUUCAACUUCAGCUCCACCAUACAAGAACUUUAUCUAGAAGAGUGCAGUUUUACUGAUAAAAGUUUUCUUGUUCCAUCUACUUUCAUAAAAAAGUCUUCAUCUUCUCUUGUCACCCUUGAUCUCUCCUCUAAUCUAUUGAAAUCAUUGGCUAUAUUUCACUGGGUUUCCAACUUCACCACCAAUCUUCAUACACUUUCUCUUGAUCAUAACUUGUUAGAAGGUCCCAUUCCAGAUGGAUUUGGGAAAGUAAUGAACUCUCUUGAAGUUCUAACCCUUUCCUCUAACAAACUGCAAGGUGAGAUUCCAGCUUCUCUUGGAAAUAUAUGCACAUUACAGGAAUUAGACAUUAGCAGUAACAACUUGAGUGGGAAAAUUUAUAGCUUUAUUCAAAAUUCUUCAAUUUUGUCGUCUUUGAGGAGAUUAGAUCUUUCCGAUAAUAAAUUAACGGGUGAAAUACCAAAAAGCGUUCGUUUGUUAUAUCAGUUGGAGAGUCUUCACCUAGAGAAGAAUUAUUUGGAGGGUGAUAUCAACGAAUUGCAUCUCACAAAUUUGUCCAAAUUGAUGGAAUUAGACUUAACAGACAAUUCGUUGUCUCUAAAGUUUGCUACUUCCUGGAUUCCAUCUUUCCAAAUAUUUCAUUUGGGACUAGGUUCUUGCAAGUUGGGACCUAGUUUCCCAAGUUGGCUCCAGACUCAAAGUCAGUUAAGCUUUCUAGAUAUUUCUGAUGCUGAGAUUGAUGACUUUGUACCAGAUUGGUUUUGGAACAAGUUACAGUCUAUAAGUGAGUUGAACAUGUCUAGCAACAGUCUCAAAGGUACAAUUCCAAAUCUACCAAUCAAGCUUACUGAUGUUGAUAGAUUUAUAACUCUAAAUUCAAAUCAACUUGAAGGUGAAAUUCCUGCUUUUUUAUCACAAGCGUACAUGUUGGAUCUUUCCAAAAAUAAGAUUUCAGAUUUAAAUCUGUUCUUGUGCGGAAAAGGUGCAACCACAAAAAUCGACACAUUGGAUUUGUCAAAUAAUCAAAUAAUGGGACAGCUGCCUGACUGUUGGGAACAUCUAAUUUCAUUAGCAUAUCUUGAUCUAAGUGAUAAUAAAUUGUCAGGGAAGAUUCCACAGUCCUUGGGUACUCUUGUUAAUUUGGGAGCUUUGGCCUUACGAAACAACAGUUUAACUGGAAAGCUACCAUUCACAUUGAAGAACUGCACAAGUUUAUAUAUAUUAGAUGUGGGUGAAAAUUUGUUGUCUGGUACAAUACCAUCAUGGAUUGGAAAAAGUCUACAACAAUUGGAAAUCUUAAGCUUGAGAGUAAAUCGCUUCUUUGGAAGUGUUCCUGUUCAUCUCUGCUAUUUGAUGCAAAUUCAUCUCUUAGAUCUUUCAAGGAAUCACUUGUCUGGAAAAAUUCCAACAUGUCUGAGGAAUUUUACUGCAAUGAUGGAAAGACCAGUAAACAGAUCUGAAAUUGUAGAAGGCUAUUAUGACUCUAAGGUCUCAUUGAUGUGGAAAGGCCAGGAACAUGUGUUUUUCAAUCCUGAGUAUCUUUUAAUGAGCAUUGAUCUCUCAAGUAACAACUUAACGGGUGAAAUACCGACAGGGUUUGGGUAUUUACUUGGAUUAGUUUCUUUGAAUUUAUCAAGAAACAACUUAAAUGGAGAAAUUCCUGACGAGAUUGGGAAUUUAAAUUUGUUAGAAUUUCUCGACUUAUCAAGAAAUCAUUUCUCAGGCAAAAUACCUUCUACUCUUUCCAAAAUUGAUCGUCUUUCUGUGUUAGACUUAUCAAACAACAAUCUGAUUGGAAGAAUCCCCCGGGGAAGACAGUUGCAAACCUUUGAUGCCUCUACUUUUGGAGGAAAUCUUGGUCUUUGUGGUGAGCAACUUAACAAAAGUUGUCCUGGAGAUGAGACAAUAGCAAAGCCUCAAGGACUAGCAAUUGAUGGUGAAGAUGACAAUUCAAUUUUCUAUGGAGCAUUAUACAUGAGCUUGGGGUUUGGAUUCUUCACAGGCUUUUGGUGCUUAUUGGGGACAAUACUACUUUGGCAACCAUGGAGAAUUACUUAUAUGAGAUUCUUGAACAGACUGACAGACUAUAUACUUGUAACAAUGGAAGUAAAUAUGGGGAAGUGCUAUAGGUGGCUCACAGGCUAGUAGCCAGUGUGGCCAUGAUUGCCAUUAAAACAGAUUUUGAGAAAGGUUGAAGGAAGUUAUAUGGUUAGAGUGUGACUCCUCUUUGGUGGUUUCUUCUUUCAAAUCCCUUCAUAUUGUCCCUUGGCAAUAAUUACACAACCGCUUUAACAAUUGUUAGCUGCUGACACAAUCCCUUUAACAAUUGUACUACUUAUUAGCCUCUGCACAUCUUGUGCACGACACCUUUAAUUUAUUCUGCCAUGGAAUAAACCAAUAUUUCUUGUUUGAACGAAAUAUAUAUAGCUAUGUUUUGUUCACAAUGAAAUCAUGAUUAUAUAAGUAUAAUGUAAUUUUGAUUGAAAAUGUUAUGUGAAACUCAUUAACACGCGGCUCAAGCUUAUUGG